Arabidopsis arenosa is the source of this 3161-nucleotide messenger RNA. The record is from the annotation of a GenBank genome assembly. Lineage: Eukaryota; Viridiplantae; Streptophyta; Magnoliopsida; Brassicales; Brassicaceae.
AAAUAGUAAAAGAUUUUUCUGCUUGAUUUUGAAACAUGGCUAGUUCAGUUACCGGCGAUGCAGAAACAGUUAAAUCAGCAGAUUCAAGCACCAAACGCCGCGGUGGAGGUUGGAUCACCUUUCCGUUUAUGAUAGUUACGUUGUUAGGCUUGACAAUAGCUGCGUGGGGUUGGUUACUUAACUUGAUCGUCUACUUGAUUGAGGAAUUCAACGUGAAGAGCAUCGCAGCGGCUCAGAUUGCUAACAUUGUUAGUGGUUGUAUCUGUAUGGUUCCAGCUAUUGCAGCCAUUGCAUCUGACUCUUUCUUUGGAACCAUUCCUGUUAUCUCAGUUUCAGCUUUCAUUUCUCUUAUGGGUGUAGCUCUACUGACUCUAACCGCUUCACUUGACUCUUUAAGACCUAGAGCCUGUGAAACAGCUUCAAGCCUAUGCCAAUCUCCUUCGAAAACCCAGCUCGGAGUCCUUUACACGGCCAUAACUCUAGCUUCUAUAGGAACAGGUGGGACACGGUUCACAUUAGCAACUGCUGGUGCGAACCAGUAUGAAAAAACUAAAGACCAAGGAAGCUUUUUCAACUGGUUUUUCUUCACUACGUAUCUUGCCGGAGCUAUAAGUGCAACCGCCAUUGUAUACACUGAAGACAACAUCAGCUGGACCUUGGGGUUUGGUCUGUCCGUAGCUGCUAACCUCUUCAGUUUUUUGGUUUUCAUCUCGGGGAAAAGAUUCUACAAGCACGACAAGCCUUUGGGAAGUCCCUUCACAAGUCUACUAUGCGUCAUUUUCGCCGCGGUACGCAAAAGAAAAGCUGUGGUUUCCACCAACGAAAAAGACUACCACAAUGAAUCUAUCACAAUGCCCACAAAGAGUUUCAGGUUCUUUAACCGUGCAGCGUUGAAACAAGAAGACGAGGUUAAACCAGACGGCACAAUUCGUAAUCCCUGGAGACUAUGCAGCGUUCAACAAGUAGAAGAUUUCAAAGCAGUCAUAAGAAUCAUCCCUCUUGCGUUAGCUACAAUAUUCUUAAGCACUCCAAUUGCAAUGCAGCUAAGCUUAACAGUUCUUCAAGUGCCUAAGAAAACGAUCUCGCGAUUCUCGGGCUGCUUCUUGAUGUUUUCUGUUUUUGACAUGGACACUCAUGACAUUAUUUCCCAUGAUGCAGAAGCACCGAUGUCAGCAGAUUCUAGCACCAGACGCUUUGGCGGCAGGAUCACCUUUCCGUUUAUGAUAGUCACUCUGUUUGGCCUGACAUUAGCUACGUUGGGAUGGUUACUGAACUUGAUUGUCUUCUUGAUCGAAGAGUUCAACAUGAAGAGCAUCGCAGCCGCGAAGAUUCUCAACAUUUUUAGUGGUUUUACCUUUAUGUUCCCAGCCAUUGGAGCCAUUGCAGCUGAUUCUUUCUUCGGGACAAUUCCUGUUAUCUCGGUUUCAGCAUUCAUUUCUCUAGUGGGCUUAGUUCUGCUGGCUCUAACCACUUUGUUUGACUCUUUAAGACCCCAAGCCUGCGAAACAGCAUCAAGCUUAUGCCAAGCCCCUACAAACAUCCAGCUCGGUGUCCUUUACACGGCAAUAACUUUAGGCUCUGUGGGAGCAGGUGGGCUGCGGUUCACCUUGGCUACCGCUGGUGCGAACCAGUAUGAAAAAACUGAAGACCAAGGCAGCUUUUUCAACUGGUUUUUCUUCACAUGGUAUCUAGCUGCCUCUAUAAGUGUAACAGCCAUUGUCUACGCCGAAGAAAAUAUCAGCUGGAGUUUUGGGUUUGGUCUAAGUGUAGCUGCUAAUCUGUUAGGCUUGAUGGUUUUCAUCUCUGGGAAAAGAUUCUACAAGCAUGACAAGCCUUUAGGAAGUCCCUUCACAAGUUUACUUCGCGUCAUCUUUGCUGCAUUACUUAAAAGAAAAGCUGUGGUUUCCAUCAACGAGAAAGACUACCACAGCGAAUCAAAGAAGCCGCCAACAAAGAGUUUCAGGUUCUUUAACCGUGCAGCAUUGAAACAGGACAAUGAGGUUAAUGCAGACGGCACAAUUCGCAAGCAAUGGAGACUAUGCAGCGUUCAACAAGUGGAAGAUUUCAAAGCAGUCAUAAGAAUCAUCCCUCUUGUGUUAGCCAUAAUAUUCUUGAGCACUCCAAUAGCGAUGCAGCUAGGCUUAACAGUAAUUCAAGCAUUCUCUACUUUGGUCAUUCAGUCUCAGGAGACUUUUAUUAGCUUGAGAUAUGAAGAUUCUCACCUAGAGAGUUGUGGUAACUUGACUGACAAGAUAAAAGAUACAAGGUUACAUGGUGUUGCUGUUCUCAUUGAUUUAGUCUCUGGUGAUACAGAAGCUCAAAGCUCUGGCGAUCCAAGCGGCAAGCGCGGUGGCUGGAUCACUUUUCCUUUCAUGAUCGCUACGUUGUUAGGCCUUUCAGUGACUUCUUUCGGAUGGGUAAUGAACUUGAUCGUCUUCUUAAUCGAAGAGUUCAACAUCAAGAGCAUCGCUGCUGCGCAGAUUUCAAAUAUUGCCAAUGGAUGUCUCAGCAUGUUGCCUGUUGUUGCAGCCAUUUUAGCUGACUCUUUCUUCGGUAACAUUCCCGUCAUCGCGGCCUCUGCUUUCAUUUCUCUGCUUGGCAUCAGUCUCUUGACUCUUAUUGCAUCUUUGGACUACUUGAGACCCCGACCGUGUGAAACAGGGUCAAUCCUAUGCACAUCGCCAUCAAAACUCCAGCUCGGGAUCUUGUAUGCAGCCUUAGCUCUAGUGACCACUGGAUCAGGUGGGACGCGGUUCACCAUGGCAUCCGCGGGUGCAAACCAAUAUGAGAAGCCUAAAGAACAAGGAAGCUUCUUCAACUGGUACUUCCUCACACUAUACGCUGGAGCUAUUACUGGCGCAACAGCAAUUGUAUAUAUACAGGACAAUGCUAGCUGGAAACUUGGGUUCGGUCUCUGCGCUGCUGCUAAUUUGAUCAGUUUUAUAGUUUUUGUCUCUGGGAAGAGAUACUACAAGCAUGACAAACCCAUGGGAAGUCCCUUCACAAGUCUGAUCCGCGUUAUAGUCGCUGCUACAGCAAAAAGGAAGGCUGUGAUUUCAUCCAAAGAAGAAGACUAUCACCGUGGGCUCGGAAAAGAGGCCAGGACUUCUGUUGCAAUGCCCUCCAAGAGCUUCAGGUGAAAACAAAAAUAUUGCCUGAUU